Molecule: messenger RNA, 564 nt
Organism: Mizuhopecten yessoensis (Yesso scallop)
Lineage: Eukaryota; Metazoa; Mollusca; Bivalvia; Pectinida; Pectinidae
Product: extensin-1-like
Exons: 1
Coding region: 1-564 (187 amino acids)
Source: RefSeq, a predicted model, not a curated record
AUGUCACAGAAAGCCUACGCCAUUGUACCCCGACACCGCUGUCAGAUUCAAAGUCUACGCCAUGGUACCCCGACACCGCUGUCAUAUUCAAAGCCUAUGCCAUUGUACCCCGACACCCCUGUCAGAUUCAAAGCCUACGCAAUUGUACCCCGACACCGCUGUCAUAUUCAAAGUCUACGCCAUUGUCCCCCGACCCCGCUGUCAGAUUCAAAGCCUACCCCAUUGUACCCCGACACAGCUGUCAUAUUCAAAGUAUACGCCAUUGUACCCCGACACCGAUGUCAGAUUCAAAUUCUACGCCAUUGUACCCCGACACAGCUGUCAUAUUCAAAGUCUACGCAAUUGUACCCCGACACCGCUGUCAAAUUCAAAGCCUACGCAAUUGUACCCCGACACCGCUGUCAGAUUCAAAGUCUACGCCAUUGUACCCCGCCACCGCUGUCAUAUUCAAAGCCUCCGCCAUUGUACCCCGACACCGCUCUCAGAUUCAAAGCCUACGCCAUUGUACCCCGACACCGCUGUCAGAUUCAAAGCCUACGCAAUUGUACCCCGACACCGCUGUAA